Messenger RNA from Beauveria bassiana ARSEF 2860, 765 nucleotides. RefSeq names its product calcium binding protein Caleosin. The transcript has 5 exons. Gene Ontology annotation, molecular function: calcium ion binding; monooxygenase activity. NCBI's taxonomy places the organism in Eukaryota, Fungi, Ascomycota, Sordariomycetes, Hypocreales, Cordycipitaceae. The coding region runs from base 1 to 765 and encodes 254 amino acids. The record is from RefSeq and is a predicted model, not a curated record.
AUGCCAUCACUCAAAACAAAUGAGGGCGACAGGAGUCCUUAUGACGACGCUUCUUCCGAGAAUGUCGUGACGUCUGUGCCUUCAGUCCCAGUGACGGUCGAAAGACGGCCAUUCAUAGAGGCCGACGACGACGAACGGCUGCCACAUCCAGGAACUACUAGAGCCAACACUGCACCAUCAUACGAACAACCUCACGGUACUACUAUUGACAACUGGAGCGAGCAGCACAAGAAUUCAACUGUCCUGCAACAGCACCUCGACUUCUUUGACCGAGACAAGGACGGAAUCAUUUGGCCUUCCGACACCUACAUUGGCUUUCGCAGACUAGGAUUCAGCAUUUGGUUCUCCUUGCUCUCCGUCUUCAUCAUCCACGUCAACAUGUCGUAUGCGACGCUCAAGAGCUACAUCCCGGAUCCCUUUUUUCGCAUCAACCUGGACAAUAUCCACAAGGCCAAGCAUGGCAGCGACAGCAAUACAUAUGACACCGAGGGACGGUUUAGCCCGCAAAAGUUUGAAGACAUUUUUUCGAAAUACUCGACUGACAAGGAGAGCUUGACAGUGGGGGAUAUCAGCAACCUGCUCAAAGGCCAGCGGCUGCUGUCCGAUCCUAUCGGGUGGUUUGGUGCAUUUUUCGAGUGGGGCGUCACAUAUCUCAUGAUCUGGCCCGAGGACGGAAGGCUGAAGAAGGAAGAUGUCCGUAGGGUAUUUGACGGGAGCUUGUUCUACCACAUUGCCGCAAAGCGCCAAAGGGCGUCUCGCUCAUGA